GGCCCAGCAGGAGGCCCAUGGCGCCUGAGGCCACAGGCCACAGGGGACAAGGGCCAGGCACCCCUGCCAUGGCUCCAGGCCAUUGAUCCAGCCCUGCGGCCGGUGGGGGAGGGGAGACCUUGGCCUGGACAAACAGCGGCUCUGAGGCCUGCGUGCAGGCCUGGCACCCACCUGCCACUCCCAAAGGAUGCCCAUGGCCGAGGCCCCCCAAGCCACUGGUGGGCAGAGCGAUGGAGGCGACGGCGAGGACGCAGAGCCGGAGGGGAUGUUCAAGGCCCCUGAGGACUCCAAGAGAAAAGUCCGAGACUACCUCCGCCUGGCGCCCCUGUGGCUGGCCCUGGUCGUGCUGGUUUCCGUGGGGGUCUUGCUCUGGUAUUUCCUAGGGUACAGGGCGGAGGUGACCGUCAGCCAGGUGUACUCAGGCAGCCUCCGCGUGCUCAAUCGCCACUUCUCCCAGGACCUCGCCCGCCGCGAGUCCAGUGCCUUCCGCAGUGAAACCGCCAAAGCCCAGAAGAUGCUCAAGGGGCUCAUUGCCAGCACCCGCCUGGGCACAUACUACAACUCUAGCUCCGUCUACUCCUUUGGGGAGGGACCUUUCACCUGCUUCUUCUGGUUCAUCCUCCAAAUCCCUGAGCACCGCCGGCCGAUGCUGAGCCCCGAGGUGGUGCGGGCGCUGCUGGUGGAGGAGCUGCUGUCCACGGCCAACAGCUCGGCGCCCCCUCCCUACCUGGCUGAGUACGAGCUGGACCCCGAGGGCCUGGUGCUCCUGGAAGCCAGCGUGAAAGACCUAGUUGCCCUGAAUUCCACGCUGGGCUGCUACCGCUACAGCUACGUGGGCCAGGGCCAGGUCCUCCGGCUGAAGGGGCCCGACCAGCUGGCCUCCAGCUGUCUCUGGCACCUGCAGGGCCCCCAGGAUCUCAUGCUCAAGCUCCGGCUUGAGUGGAAGCUGGCCGACUGCCGGGACCGGCUGGCCAUGUACGACGUGGCUGGGCCCCUGGAGAGGAAGCUCAUCACCUCGGUCUAUGGCUGCAGCCGCCAGGAGCCUGUGGUGGAGGUCCUGGCGUCAGGCGCCGUCAUGGCAGUGGUGUGGAAGAAAGGUCUGCACAGCUACCAGGACCCCUUCGUGCUUUCCGUGCAGCCUGUGGCCUUCCAGGCCUGCGAGGUGAACCUGACCUUGGAGGGCCGGCUGGAACCACAGGGAGCCCUCCGCACACCGCACUUCCCCAGCUACUACUCGCCCAGCACCCACUGCUCCUGGCACCUCACGGUGCCCUCGCUGGAGUACGGCUUGGCUCUCUGGUUUGACGCCUACGCGCUGCGGAGGCAGAAGUACGGCCUGCCAUGUACCCAGGGCCAGUGGACGAUCCAGAACCGGAGGCUGUGUGGCCUGCGUACCCUGCAGCCCUACGCCGAGAGGAUCCCAGUGGUGGCCACUGCCGGUGUCACCAUCAACUUCACCUCCCAGAUCUCCCUCACUGGGCCCGGCGUGCAGGUGCACUACAGCCUGUACAACCAGUCGGACCCCUGCCCUGGAGAGUUCCUCUGUUCUGUGAACGGCCUCUGUGUGCCCGCCUGCGACGGCGUCAAGGACUGCCCCAACGGCCUGGACGAGCGAAACUGCGUGUGCAGAGCCACAUUCCAGUGCCAAGAGGACAGCACAUGCGUCUCACUGUCCAGGGUCUGUGACCAGCAGCCUGACUGUCUCAAUGGGAGUGACGAAGAGCAGUGCCAGGAAGGGGUGCCUUGUGGGACAUUCACCUUCCAGUGUGAGGACCGCAGCUGCGUGAAGAAGCCCAACCCACAGUGUGAUGGGCAGCCCGAUUGCAGGGACGGCUCGGACGAGCAGCACUGUGACUGUGGCCUCCAGGGCCCCUCUGGCCGCAUCGUGGGUGGGGCUGUGUCAUCGGAGGGGGAGUGGCCGUGGCAGGCCAGCCUCCAGGUUCGGGGCCGCCACAUCUGUGGGGGAGCCCUUAUCGCUGACCGCUGGGUGAUAACCGCUGCCCACUGCUUCCAGGAGGACAGCAUGGCCUCCCCGGCGCUGUGGACGGUGUUCCUGGGCAAGGUGUGGCAGAGCUCACGCUGGCCGGGCGAGGUAUCCUUCAAGGUGAGCCGCCUGGUCCUGCACCCGUACCAUGAGGAGGACAGCCACGACUACGACGUGGCCCUGCUGCAGCUCGACCACCCGGUGGUGCGCUCGGCCGCCGUGCACCCUGUCUGCCUGCCCGCGCGCUCCCACUUCUUCGAGCCUGGCCUGCACUGCUGGAUCACGGGCUGGGGCGCCCUGCGCGAGGGCGGCCCCACCAGCAAUGGUCUACAGAAGGUGGACGUGCAGCUGAUCCCGCAGGACCUGUGCAGCGAGGCCUACCGCUACCGGGUGACGCCCCGCAUGCUGUGUGCCGGCUACCGCAAGGGCAAGAAGGAUGCCUGCCAGGGUGACUCCGGUGGGCCGCUGGUGUGCAGGGAGCCCAGUGGCCGCUGGUUCCUGGCAGGGCUGGUCAGCUGGGGCCUGGGCUGCGGCCGGCCCAACUACUUCGGCGUCUACACCCGCAUCACAGGGGUAAUUGGCUGGAUCCAGCAGGUGCUGACCUGAGGACUGCCCCCUGCAGAGCUGGGCCCCGCUCUUGGACUCAGAGAUCUCAGGGCAAGCACCAGGCGGGGGAGCACGUAUUCUGGGGGCGGCAGGGCCCUGUGGAGGCAGGAGCAAGCAUCCCCUCCCAUAACCUGCUCCCAGACAUCUGCCCCAGGGAGGGCACCGGAGAGAGGAGGGCCAGCAGCUGGUGGUCAAGACUUCCCCUGAGGGCCUGGGACGGUCACCAGGCCAAGCUGGGGGCCUCCCAUUCAGCCCUGUUACCUCCCGAUCGAUUCUCUCUCCUCCAUCCCCUUCGUCCAUUGCUGACUUUAGGGGUAAUAGUUCAGGGGUGAUAAUCCAGCUUCCAGGUCCCAGCAGGAGUGUCUGAGCACAGCUGCCCGCCCUGGGCAGCAUCGGCUCCGGAGCAGAUUCCAUCCCGUGAGCCCUGCCUGACGUGAGGGGCAGGCAUGGAAGGAGCCCGUGGGGAGGGGCCCUCAGAGCCCUGGAGACAACCAAGUGGGCCAGCUGCCACCGUAAGCCAAAGGGUGGGGGAGCCUGGGCCAGGGUCCCGCCCCACCCCUACCUGCCCCUCGCCCCCUGCCCACCCCGCUUGGGCCUUCACUGCCUGCUCUCGCCCAGCUGCCUGUGGAAUAAAGCCAGCUGACCAAAGGCCCUGUUCUGGGGUGUUCGUGGGGCCCCGGGCACCAGCCCCACACCCCGGACUGAGCAGCCUCUGCUUCCUGCUCAGCCUGCUCGCCAAGUGUCCAGAAGGCCAAGGUGGGCUCAGGGUGUGGGGAGCGGGGGACAGGGGUGGCCUCCAGGGCAGCUGCCCAGGUCCCAGGGGCAACCCCAGGAAGGCGAUGGUUUGGUGGCCCUCAGGUCACAGUGAGGGAUGGGACAAGUGAUGGGCUCUUUCCGGAAGCUGGGGAGGAAACUGAGGCUGAGAGAGGGCAGAGAUGCCCUGGCGAUGGCACCAGGGGUUAGGAGUGGGGUCUGCGCGGAAGCCCUGCCUUCUGGUUCCCAGUCCCCCGCUUCUCCUCCACCACGACACUCCCUCCGCAUUCUCUGAGUCUUUUAUUCAGCACGCAGCUCACAGGCUCUACGAUGUGCCAAGGACGGUGCUGGGGCCACAGAGAGGCACAGAACUUGGCUCCUGACCCCUGGAGGGGACUGACGAUCCAGCAUGAAGGGGCUUUGGGGUAGCCUGUAACUCAGGAAGACAGGGAAGGCUGCCUGGAGGAGCAGGCAGAGACCUAUAAUGGGCAGGCUGCCCUCUCCGUUCCAGAUGUGGCUGAAGCAGCCCCAGAACCAGGCUGCAGGGUGCGGCUGCCAUGGUGGAGCCUCAUAGAAUAUUCUCUUCAUUCUUGGAAGCAGAGCCCUGCAAAGGAAGUACUUUUGGCCCACACCACAGAUGAGCAAACUGAGGCCCAGAGACGAGACGUGACUUGCUCAAGCUCUCCCAGCACAUCAGUGGUGAGGCUCCUGGACUGGACUUGUUCCUCCAGACUGCCCGGCCAUCCUGGGGGGGCCCCGGCCUUCUCCCUCUGCACCUCCACCUGCCAGAGAGCUUGUGGGUGGGUGUGGAUACAGGGCUAACAAAACCCUUCUCCUCUAAGGGCAGUCUGACCUCGGGUUACCCUGCUGGCCUGGUUCCUCUGGAAACCCAAGAGAG
Messenger RNA from Equus quagga, 4241 nucleotides. RefSeq names its product transmembrane serine protease 6 (gene TMPRSS6). Gene Ontology annotation, biological process: proteolysis. The coding region runs from base 188 to 2590 and encodes 800 amino acids. NCBI's taxonomy places the organism in Eukaryota, Metazoa, Chordata, Mammalia, Perissodactyla, Equidae. Gene Ontology annotation, molecular function: serine-type endopeptidase activity; protein binding. The transcript is spliced from 20 exons. The record is from RefSeq and is a predicted model, not a curated record.